ACAGGAGAAAACAAGAUACACAGAGGAAGAGAGACACAUGCAAAAUAACCAGAGGCACGGCAGUAGCUGGGACAAUUUUGGAUUUGGGAAUCACGCACACUGGUCUGCACUCAGAGGUGGAUGUGCCAAGAGGAAGAACAACCGUGCUCAGGUGUGGCACAAUUUUAUAGGUUCAGACAUGUGUUCUACAAGCCUGCUACUACUACUACUACUAUCUGCAUCCACCAUCGGUCAGAUCUCAGGGCAGUUCCUCAGUGCCACUGUUGGAGGCUCCGUCCUGAUCCCCUGCUCUCUACCAGUUCCUCCACUGAGACUCAAAUGGUUUUACUGGCAGGAGGACCAGUCCAAUAAGAUCUUGUUUCACUGGGACCCCAAUGGGCAAACAAUACCAAUAGCUGAGGAAUAUAAGAACAGAUGUCAAGUCUUCCCUACUGAGUUUAGUUCUGGAAAUAUUUCCAUUAGACUUGACAAUGUUACUGUUGGAGAUGACAACAAAACAUUCUGGGCCAAUGUACGUUUAAUGGACGAGAAAGAAUCUGAACGACGUUGCACAUUCACACUGCAGGUUUCAGCUCCCUACCAACAUCUAGUCCUGACUGUUAACAACACAGCUAACAGAGCAACCUGCACAGCACAUGGAGGAUACCCUGAACCUGAACUCAAAUGGAGCGGGGAUGGAGGGACUAAACUGGAACCACAAAAAACCACAAUGACUCGUGAAGCAGACCUCACCUACAACAUCAGCAGCAGAGUCAACGUCACUGGGUUACAGAACGUGACCUGCACAGUUUACAACCCAACUUCAAACCAGACUCUGACUGCAACUAAAGAUGUGUCUCCAGCUGAGGAACCAAAGAGCGACACUUCUUUGGCUGUUGGAUUAGGUGUUGGCCUACCUCUUUCCAUCAUCAUCAUCAUCAUCAUCAUCAUCAUCACACUUCUCAUAGUGUACUGGGACAGAAUAUAUAUAAGGUGUGUCCAGAAUCCACAAAACCAACAAAACCAAAGAAAUGUUCCUGAUGCUCAGCCCAACGUGUCAGGACAAAAUCAACCUGAGGAGAAUAUUCCACUAAGGAGGAGGAAUGGUGGUGAAAGCUCGACUGAUGAGGAUGCAGAUUCUGGUGGUCGAGCUGCUUCUGGUGGUGCUGAUGCAGAACAUGACAAAUGCAGUUAAAUGGAGAUUUAAUUGAAUGGAAUUUUAUUUUAUUUUUUUUUAUCUGGUUAUACAUUUCCAUCUGUUUUAUUACCUGCUAAAUAAUUUUCUUAUUUUGAGUUUUUAUCUCUUUCUAAUCCGGCCUCUAGUGUGUCCUCUAGCAUUUCCUUGUUUUAUUAUGGCUGCUGUUACAAUUGAGUGUUUUAUAUAUUACAGUUGUUACUUUUAGGGUUAGUGUUGGCUUUAACAGGGCUCGCUGUGUUAGAGUGGAUGGUUGUGCUGGAGGCUCCUCAGCUGUCACAGUCACUGGCUGUCCCUGUCCAGUGACAUCAUCCCGUUUCCUGAAAUCUUCCUCUUCAGACAGCCAAUGGUACGAUGCCCAGCUUGGACACAAACAAAGCAGUGAGGGCAGCUCACCUUGCUCUGUUGUACACAGUCACUGUAUCUGCUGGUCUCAGAUGUUGGCUGCUGAGGACGGGCUGUUGGUGAGCAGGGGUCUCCAGGGGUCUCCAGGGGUCUCACUGUCAGGAGGUUUCACCAUCUGGGCCAGAUGUUUGGUCAGUGAGGAAACUUGUGCAGUCAGUUCUCUAAUAGCAGCACAGUUACCUGUAACUCAAUGUUUAGUUAAAGCUUGGUUAGCUGAGUCACUACUGUGAAGCUGAGCUGUGCUUACAGUCACUGGUUGGAGUUUAGCUACUGAGCCAAUGCUUUUAGUCUUUCUGCCUCUUCACCAGUAGACUUGGUCAUUUUAUCUAGGAGAAAGUCAUUAACUUGCACGUCUGUGAGGAGGGGUUUAAGGUCAUGUUGAACAUGGAUCUUUUUCUCAUUUAACAUUUGGUAAAGUGUGUGAGGAAAGGUACCUUUCAUAGCUAAACUGUGCACCAGGCUGUGUGAGCUCUGGGCUCUCUUUGUCUUACUGUUUAACAUUACUCAACUCUUGGAAACGUUCAGUACUGCCGACAAACAGCUUUAGUUCAGCUGUUAAUUUGCUUUUAUUAGUUAACAUUUCCGUUCAUGUACACUGGAUGCGUUGGUUGUCUAUGGUUGGUAUAGUUGUGGUCAGGAUGUGGUGGAGUGGAGCAUCCAUGUUGAUGGGUUGUUCAUAAAAUAGAAAAAAGGAUAUCUGUUUACAUAAAAAAAUCUCCAACCCACUACAUGUGCUUUAUCAAUACAAUGUUUUACAGUUACUUUGGUCCGAAGAACCACAAUGGGUUAAAGUUGAAUUUUUUAAAAUAUUAUUCUUGUUUUUGCUAUAAAUGUCUGACAGUGUCCUUGUUAAUAUGUAACUGCAAACAUUUCAUGUAUCUUGAAUUUCAAUUUUAUUUUUUAUGAACAAUCUGAACAGUAUAAUUAAGAUAAAAUGUAACAUUAUAACACAUUUCACUGGUUGUAUUGCUAACUCACAGAUACAUUACUGAUAAUGAACAUUAAUUGACUGAAAAUCUAUCAGAUAAGUCUUUUUUUUUUAAACUCAAGACCUACUCAAGAUUUUUAUUUAUUUAUUUGUCUGUUUAUUUACACAUUUUAAUGUUUUAUUACUUGGUAAUCCUGCCUACAGUGUUUCCUCGCUGCAAAUGAAUGUUUCCUCAGUUUGUGUUUUUUGUGAGUGCUGUUAUCAUUGAGUGUGUUAUUGCUUACAUUUAUUAGUUUUUGUAAUAAAAAGCUUUUGUAUGAAAAACAUA
Messenger RNA from Dicentrarchus labrax (European seabass), 2835 nucleotides. Its product is annotated as ICOS ligand-like. Bases 38 to 1174 code for a protein of 378 amino acids. Gene Ontology annotation, cellular component: external side of plasma membrane. The transcript has 8 exons. NCBI's taxonomy places the organism in Eukaryota, Metazoa, Chordata, Actinopteri, Moronidae. Gene Ontology annotation, biological process: cellular response to lipopolysaccharide; positive regulation of T cell proliferation; negative regulation of T cell proliferation. The record is from RefSeq and is a predicted model, not a curated record.